Molecule: messenger RNA, 1395 nt
Organism: Debaryomyces tyrocola
Lineage: Eukaryota; Fungi; Ascomycota; Pichiomycetes; Serinales; Debaryomycetaceae
Source: the annotation of a GenBank genome assembly
AUGGGGAAUGUUCCAGCUAAAGAAGGAAGAAGUAGGUCGGGUACCCAUUCGUCAGGAUCCUCGACGUUGAAUGCUGAUUCGCCAGGUGGUAGACCGGGGAGAAGAAAUACCGUAUCAAGUGUAUUUUCAACAAAUUUAAUUGAUAAUAAGAAAUCUAAAAGACAGGAAGAGAAGGAUAAACAGAAGGAAAUACACUAUUUAGAUUUAAUUGUUCGGUUUAAUGAAAAUGUUGAUGGCGGGUUUUUGGCCCCUUAUGGAACUUACAAGUCUAAUUUGGAUUACGAUACGGAGAUAGUCAGGAGAUUAAUAAUCAAUCGUCAGUUAGCACCAUUCUACACUCCAUUACAGGAUUUUGACGACCAUUGGUCUGAUGAAGAAUUGAUUAUUUUAUUAUCUCAGAUGAGUUUGCAUUCGAUAGAAACAGCAUAUUCGGAUACCGAGGAAGACGACAUGGAUGAUCAUAAAAUCCAUAAGUCAAGUAAUUUUUUCAGAAGACAAGAGCAGAAAGCGAAAUUGAUAUCGUUGAUAACUAGGAUCAAAGACAUGCAGAAGGCUGAAGAAAAUAGAUUUUUGGAAGAAAAAUUAAAAGCUAAAAAUGGGGAAGUAGCGGUGUCGCCGGAUAUACCAUCGAAGGAUUUGUUGUUGAAACUAUAUCGCAAAGCUUCUGAAUGUCCAAUUUGCUUUUUGUAUUAUCCACCACAUCUUAAUUUAAGUCGUUGUUGUCUCCAACCCAUCUGUACAGAAUGUUUUGUUCAGAUUAAGAGAUUAGAUCCGCAUCCACCUCACGAUGACAGUUCAAACGAACCAGGGUCGGAUGCUUUACCGCAUACUUUGAUUUCGGAAUCGGCAAAUUGUCCAUAUUGUGCAAUGCCUGAUUUCGGAGUUACAUAUAAUAUUCCCACUGAUAUAUGUACUGGCAUUAACGGAAAUAAACCGAACUCCUAUACUCUUCCUUUUGAAAGCAUUCCGGAAGAUACUAAUGCCAUCUCUACGUCUCCAGGGGGGAACAAGAAUAAUGACUUACCAGCUGUUAAGCCUGCUAAACAAAGAAGAAGGUCUUCUGUUGCUGCGGAUUCCUCGGGUGUAAUAACGAUAGAUAUGAUUAGGCCUGACUGGGAACAAAAAUUAGUGUCAGCAAGAAACAAAUUAGCUAGAAAAUCUGCGACUGCAAGUGCUAUACAUGCAUCAAACUUAUUAAUCAAUCAAGAUGAAGAAAAUAAUUCAUCAAGAAGAUAUUCGUCUGGAGAAAAUGGAAGAAGAUCUAGUACUUCUCAUUAUAGGUCGGUAGAAGAAAGAAUGAUUGAGGAAGCGUUAAGGUUAUCGAUUCAAGAUGAAGAGGAAAGAAAAAGGAAAGCAGAGUUAGAUGCGCAAAAGAAGAAACUGGAGAGCAAAUAA